Molecule: messenger RNA, 885 nt
Organism: Torulaspora globosa
Lineage: Eukaryota; Fungi; Ascomycota; Saccharomycetes; Saccharomycetales; Saccharomycetaceae
Gene: MRPL7
Product: mitochondrial 54S ribosomal protein uL5m
Exons: 1
Coding region: 1-885 (294 amino acids)
Biological process (GO): translation
Cellular component (GO): ribosome; cytosolic large ribosomal subunit
Molecular function (GO): structural constituent of ribosome; RNA binding
Source: RefSeq, a predicted model, not a curated record
AUGCAAAAGAUGUUGAUUGCGAAAAGAUCGUUCUCCGGGACCGCCAAAGGAGCAAAAUCGGCUUGUUCACUGGUCAAACCGGUUCACCAUUUGGUGAAGAUUGAUAAAUCAAAGCUUUCCCCUCGGUUCCCAGAGCUAAAGUAUGCCAAGAACGAUAUAAGAUCCCCAGCCUUUAUGCCAGUGACGACACAUCAAGACAGAUCUCACGAGCACUACCUUAACACGGUACAGUCCGAUCUACUGUUAAUCAGUUACUCCCACAAUUUUGAAGGUCAGAAAGGGCUCAAGAACAGACCAUGGGAUGGUACGUCGCCGUACCAUAUCAACAGACAGCCUAGAAAACCUGUAAGCAGCAAGGCUCAACUUCCCGACAUUCAUCCGAUAAAGUGGCACAAUGUACCUAACAUCGAUAGCAUUGUGUUGAACUGCUAUGUCAACGAGGCUAAAGAAAACCCGCUGCACGCGAUUACUGCUGCCUUGCAACUUCAGCAGAUUACAGGGUGCAAACCAAAGCCGCUGUACUCGAAGACUGAUGUUCCAAGCUGGAAAGUGAGAAGAGGAAACCAGAUGGGGGCGAAAGUCGAGUUGAAGGGUCGUCCAAUGUCACAAUUCUUAUCUACUCUAACCGAAAUCGUCAUGCCAAGGAUAAGAGAGUAUAAGGGAAUCAGCAACAGAUCAGGAAAUGGAUUUGGAAGUAUAUCGUUUGGUCUAACGUCCGAAGACGUGAAGUUCUUCCCUGAAAUCGACUCUAAUCAAGAUCUGUGGCCCAAAACUUUCGGUAUGCAUAUUAAUAUCAACACGACAGCUCAAACCGAUACGCAAGCAAGGACACUCAUCAGUAGUUUUCAAAUUCCUUUCCAUGGAUUAGAAAAGGUUAAAACCUAG